Messenger RNA from Notechis scutatus (mainland tiger snake), 1785 nucleotides. RefSeq names its product peptidoglycan recognition protein 2 (gene PGLYRP2). NCBI's taxonomy places the organism in Eukaryota, Metazoa, Chordata, Lepidosauria, Squamata, Elapidae. The record is from RefSeq and is a predicted model, not a curated record. Gene Ontology annotation, molecular function: zinc ion binding; N-acetylmuramoyl-L-alanine amidase activity. Gene Ontology annotation, biological process: peptidoglycan catabolic process.
GUAUAGCAUCUGUACUGAGAAGGGGGAAGUUGCUUAUAUAAUUCAGAGGAUUAUAUAAGAUCUGUGGAAGCCCAGGCAAACAUCAGUGAAUCCGCUGCUUUCAGAUGGGAGGUGCCAUAAUUGUAAGUUAUCCUUCACACCACCAACAGGAUGUUCCUAAUAUGGCUGGGACUUGUGCCAGUGAUGGAAUUUUGUGUCAGCACAGUCCAUGCAGGUCAUUUGAUACUCCAUAUGGACACUGUGAUUGAAAUUCUGAACGAUGUGGAAAUCCAUUUCAAAACCCCAGACCUAAUGAUGGCACAGCUAUACCAGGAAUUGGAGUUUUGUAAUAGUAAAGUUUGCCAGUUUGUUCUUGGUCCAGUGACUUCCAGGACCUUGGACUCGCCUUAUCUGAGUAAGGCAAAGAGAAUGUUCUUUAAAAAUCUAAUGAAUCAUACAUUUCAUGGCUCCGAAGUGGAACAUGGGGUAGUCUUAACUCCUGAUGGAACCACAAUUUCGAUUAGUCAUUUAUUUGCUGGAAUAGCAGCUGGAUUGAAAAUGAAAAAUGAGUUGACUCUGCCUGAGAAACCUUUGAUCACUGGUCCUCCAAACAGUUCUGGUGAAGAAUCACAGCUUUCUUUGGAUCCCCUCAUUUCCAGCACUAUUUCAAUGGACCUUGGAAUGACUUUUCUCUUAUUUUACUCUAAGGAGAACCAAGUAGCCCUGGGACCAAAUGGCUGUUGGGAUAGUAUUUCUGAACCCCGUACUUUUAUCUUAAUGGGUCCUCCCUCGUAUAUGCCUGAUGCUGUUAUCAAUGGUGCAAUGGAUGGCUUUAUUUUGGGCACUUACUUGGUAGAGAAGGUUGAUCCACCAUCUAAUAUCAGUGUUCUGCUGAAUGACUAUUAUGGCUCUAAGGGCCUGAAUGGGGAAGAAAAGAUACGCAGUAAUUUCCGCAGAAAAUUUUUUGCAGCACUGCUGAGUAAAGAAAAGCUACAGGAGCAGGUAGAAAAUGCUCUGGGACUUCUCUGGAAGAUGAAUGAAGCCAGCUCCCUCUUUGAAGGAAUCACAGACAAGAAAUUGACAUUUCUGGCAAAACAAGCUGUUGAUGAGUUCAUGACGAUGUAUGUAGAAUGUCCUGCCAUAAUCCCACGGUGCAUAUGGGGGGCCCGUCCUUAUAAAGGAACACCCACUCAACUUAAGCUGCCCUUGGGAUUUGUCUACAUCCACCACACCAGCACCCCUUCUAAGCCAUGCCAAAACUUCUCCACAUGUGCAGCUGACAUGCGAAGUAUGCAGCGAUUCCACCAAGAUGACCGUGGUUGGGAUGACAUUGGCUACAGCUUUGUUUUUGGCAGUGAUGGCUACCUCUACCAAGGCCGGGGUUGGCACUGGGUAGGAGCUCACACCCGGGGCUACAACAGCAAAGGAUAUGGCAUCAGUUUCAUUGGAGACUACAUGAAGACCCUCCCAGACUCCUAUGAGCUGGAACUGAUGAAGAACAACUUCAUUCAGUGUGCAGUAAAAGGUGCCAGGCUUCAGGCAAACUACACCAUCCAUGGACACCGCCAGAUGGUACCCACUUUAUGCCCAGGAGACAGACUUUUCCAGGAGAUAGAAACAUGGAAAGGUUUUAAAACAAGAUGCUUUAUAGACAAGGACAGCAAUAAGAUUUGUAUCUAAUAUGGAGCCUGGAACUAAAAUACAAAAGACCUUUAUCUCAGUACCCUUUUCAGACACCAGGGGGUAACCUUUCACACUAGCAAUGAUUCAAUGGCUCAAUCCAAAUUCCCCAAUUAAAAUACAUUA